AUGAGCACUGCAGCAAUUGCGAUAGGAUUAACCGUUGGGUUACUCGUUCUUUUUUUUGUGUUUGUCCUCUUGUUCUUCAAGUUGCGGAGGGGUAGAAAUAGAACCGUGCCCAUCGACAUACUUGCUCACAAGAAUCAAUCUAAAAGCGCGACGAGUAGUAAUUCUUCCUUGAGACCCUCAAAGAAGUCUUCAACCAGGAGUUCCCAUGACUUUAUUUCUGAAAAAUCAAAGACACAAAAGAAUCUUUUCCUCCAACUGGAGACUCAACUUGACCCAUCACCAAAAACUCUUCCACAACAAACUCCUCCCGAUCCUUCUGGACCACCCAUAGGGGACAGUCCGAGAUCUUCGCAAGAAGUUCGUCGCGAUAAAAAUGCUAGUCCUCGAAGAAAUUCUCCUCACUCUAAUGAAGAAAGGACCCUGCCCAUUCCUCGAUCUCAAUCACCUCAAAACUCUCAGGUGUUGAUUGAGGGUAAUCUGCAAGAUACCGAUGAGGUGCCAUACUAUACACAAAAGCCGCCUCAGAUUCCACCAAAUGAUCCAUCACCACCUUCAUCGCCUGUACGAUCCUCGAGAAGUUUGGAUCGGCCGGGGUAUUCCCCAGAUGAAGACAACCCUGGGCCCUAUCCCCCAGCCCAACCGGCCCAAAAGCGUGGCCUUUCUCGGUCGUCGAGGCAGCGUUCGCCAUAUCGUGCACGUGGCGGGCGUAGUUCUAGUUCAAAUUCAUAA
Molecule: messenger RNA, 729 nt
Organism: Acaulospora colombiana
Lineage: Eukaryota; Fungi; Glomeromycota; Glomeromycetes; Diversisporales; Acaulosporaceae
Source: the annotation of a GenBank genome assembly